Dentiscutata erythropus is the source of this 442-nucleotide messenger RNA. The record is from the annotation of a GenBank genome assembly. NCBI's taxonomy places the organism in Eukaryota, Fungi, Glomeromycota, Glomeromycetes, Diversisporales, Gigasporaceae.
AUGCGCAAAGCAAAAAUAAGCUUUGAAUAUCCCUUCAAAACUUAUACUCGUCGUGCUAGGAUUAUAAUAGAUGAUAUGAGUAUUCCAUUAAUCGAAGAAAAUAGUAAUAAAGCCAGCUCUAGUAAAUCCAAUUCUGAAACAGAAAUCAAUAAACCUCCAAUUCAAAGCUUUACUUCCUUAUCUAAAUUCAAUUUCCGCAGUUGCCCUCAAAAGAAAAAAAGAAAGUCCAAGCAUUAUAUAACUGCCUUUGAUGAGAAUAAAUCUGAUCUAAAUUUAGAGAAGUUUAUAGAUAUGUUUAAGAAAUUAUCUAUAGAGACUAAUUUAUCCAGCUUCGAUUCAGAAUCCACGGGUUCAGACUGGUAUGAUCUCGAUUCAAUAAAAUCCCGAAAGAAUCGUGUUCAUAUUAAAAAGAAAAAGGUUGACUCUCCUAUCCGAAAACUUC